CCCACCCCUCACUCCCAGUCAGGCUCUCGCAGCUCUGUUGUGCGAGUCGUCGCUUCGCAGAAAGAGUUUCUGCCGGCAGAGUUGGACAUUGGCAGCUGCUUUUGAAGGAGUUCGGUUUCUUGGUUGCAGGACACCUGACUCAGCGAGGAGUCUCUGAUGCUUGCUGUUGAGCUGUAACCAGAACUGUACAUAAAAGAUGCGUAGGUCCAGCUCAGAGGGCACACUCUUGUAUGAAAUCUUCCCAUGGUAUGAAACAUCAGUUGGAAGACCCGAAUGCCAACAAAUGACGGUUGAGGGAGACAACUCCGUGGAGCAGUCAUGGAACACUGGAAAGACGGGACUGCUAAAUGUUCAGGAAGUUUCUCCCCUUCUUUGCACAAGUCUGAAGAAGACAGACCCUUUUAUUGAAGUAACUGAUGGACCUCAGCCAUCUUCUCUGGGAAAUAUACCAAUAGUCCGCAUUGAGAAGGAAUACAGCUUAAGUGUUGAAACUUUAUCUAACAUUGUCAGUGAGCAUCAGCCUGCUGGAGGAUGUUUUCUUGGUGUACCUGGACUGUCAGGAGUGUCUCGAGCCUACAGUGAUAGCCAGUUGGCACGAGAGGGACCCACAGAUGUCCUGGAUGGCACUCAUAAAGGCAAAAAUGACAGUAGAUGGACUUCAACAUCAUCUAAAUCAGUUCGUUCAGACAAUUGUCAAGGAAGGUUGGCUGCAGCCAAGGAUCACUUGCUCAAGUCCUUAUUUGGGUCUUCAAAACAGAACCUUCAUGCCAGUAUGGAAACAGAUUUGGACACAGUUGAUGGGAACAGAAAAGAGAAAAAAAGUCGACUUGCUUUUCUGAAGAAACGUAGUGAGGUUCCCGUGGCUUCAAGCACCAGUGAACUCAGACCCGGUCCUGAAGAAGCAAAGAAAUGGUCUGAGUCACUGGACCAUCUGCUGUGUCAUAGAUAUGGUGUUGCACUUUUCCGGGCAUUCCUGAAGUCAGAGUUCAGCGAAGAGAAUCUGGAAUUCUGGCUAGACUGUGAAGAUUAUAAACAGACCAAGAGUAACAGCCAACUUGCCCGCAAAGCCAAGAAGAUCUUCUAUCAGUAUAUAAUUCCUCAGGCACCCACAGAGGUCAAUCUGGACUCAAAGACACGAGAGGACACGUUCCAUCAUAUCCAACACCCAACUCCUACAACCUUUGACAAGGCUCAGAAACGUGUGUAUGGGCUGAUGGAAAAGGAUCCAUAUCAACGAUUUCUGCGGUGUGAUCUUUAUCUGUCUUUGCUUGAUCCAGAACUGCACAACGGUAGCCUAUGAAACACUGAAACACUUAGAGCAAAAACAGUUUGUAAUGUUUUCAUUGCUGUCAGACACUGGAUAUCUCCUACUUUUGUGUUGGUCUCCUUAGCUUUUCACAGAUCGCCUAUCUGAUUGCAUCAGUCUUUGCACAGUAAGGUAGGUACUGCAUGGAUAGACUUGUUAUAAAACUUGGGUGAAGUUUGAAAUACUAAAACAAUGCAUGCCUUCAGCAAUUAACAUAUCACAAAGGCUCAUUAGUAUCUGUUUUAAUAAUAAUAACAAAAAAAGUCCAGGUGUUGGAGGCAGCAUUCUAGAUGACAAUAUAAAUUGCUCAAAUGUAUCAGAGAAAUGUACAGUAAAAGAGACUUGAAAAACGCAUUUAAAAAUGUAAUAUCUAUAUUUUUCCAGCGUUUCCAUAAAUGUGCGUUAGUUCUAUAAAAAGUUAUGCAUACUUUACUUUUAAAUUAUAACUGAAAUAGAAAAAAAUAUCAUAGGGUAGUAGAUUCAAACACACUUUUUAAAGGUUGUAUUUUAAAUGGGAUGUACAUUUUAAGGAUAAACAGACUUUGCUUUUCUAGAGAUAUUAUUAUACCUGUUACUUCAUCUCCCCCCCCAACUUACAGCAAUCAUCUAUUUACUUGAUUAUGAUUAUUAGUGAUCAAUCUUUAAAGACUCUUUUUAGUUAUACUGCCUUUAGGAUUAAGUUGAGAAAAAUAACCAAUCAGGGGAGCUGCUUUGUUUUGUAUAUAUAAAAUCAGUGUGCUCUCUUUAUUAUUACUUUUAUUCAUAUACCUCCAUAUUACAGGCAUGCAGCACUCCAGAAAAUGUGGAAGUGUGGGUUUUUUUUGGUUGCUAUCCACUCAUUUAAUAUGAUAAAUGCUAACAUUUUCCUAAAGGUAAUCCACUUUCCAGUAAUGAAGCUCUGACCAGUGGCUGUGACUCUUUUUUAAGUUUCCCCUUUUAGUUGCGCAAUCAGUAAACUCGGUAUUCAGGAUCAAAUGUGUUUUUUGUAUAUAUAUAUGCGUGUAUAUUUUGUCAUGUAUAUUUAUACGGAUAUAUCACUAAAGAAAAUAAAUAUAAGUCACAAAAUAAAUCGGUGGUUCACAAUAAAUUGGAAAGAUUUUAA
Molecule: messenger RNA, 2408 nt
Organism: Polypterus senegalus (gray bichir)
Lineage: Eukaryota; Metazoa; Chordata; Cladistia; Polypteriformes; Polypteridae
Product: regulator of G-protein signaling 1-like
Exons: 7
Coding region: 197-1300 (367 amino acids)
Source: RefSeq, a predicted model, not a curated record